Andrographis paniculata is the source of this 2050-nucleotide messenger RNA. Its product is annotated as heat shock factor protein HSF8-like. NCBI's taxonomy places the organism in Eukaryota, Viridiplantae, Streptophyta, Magnoliopsida, Lamiales, Acanthaceae. The transcript has 2 exons. The record is from RefSeq and is a predicted model, not a curated record. Gene Ontology annotation, biological process: regulation of transcription by RNA polymerase II. The coding region runs from base 256 to 1812 and encodes 518 amino acids. Gene Ontology annotation, cellular component: nucleus. Gene Ontology annotation, molecular function: RNA polymerase II cis-regulatory region sequence-specific DNA binding; DNA-binding transcription factor activity.
UAUUUGCUCGCCCCGUUAAAGUUCGUUGUUCGGCGUAACCGUACAGCCACUCUCCCUGUGGGUUGGGUUCCCAAAAACACUUCUUCCCCAAAUCUUAGGGUUUAGUUUACUUCAAUUCAAUCACUCUGCCCAAAUUCUGAUGAUCCAAUCCAAAACCCCACUACAUCAGGAAUUUGUUGCACUUCUUGUAAUCCGCGGCGUGUAAUCAAAUCGACCGAAUCUUUGGUUACUUAAAUGUAGUACUACUAUUUAAUCAUGGAGGCGUCGUCUGCUUCUAGCGUUAAUAGCGGCGGAGGCGAGGGCGGAGGGGCUGUCCCGCAGCCGGCUCCGAUCCCGUCGGCGAAUGCUCCGCCGCCGUUUCUGGUUAAGACUUAUGAUAUGGUGGAUGACCCCGCGUCUGACAAGAUAGUGUCGUGGAGUCCCGCUAACAACAGCUUCAUCGUGUGGGAUUCAGCGGAGUUUGCUCGAGACUUGCUGCCCAAGUACUUCAAGCACAAUAAUUUCUCCAGCUUUGUUCGUCAGCUCAAUACUUAUGGUUUCAGAAAAGUUGACCCAGAUCGCUGGGAGUUUGCAAAUGAGGGAUUCCUGAGAGGGCAAAAGCAUUUGCUUAAAAAUAUCAAUCGUAGAAAGCCUGCUCAAGGACACUCACAGCAGCCACAGCAGCCAAAUGGACAGGGUUCUGCAGUUGCAUCAUGUGUUGAGGUUGGGAAAUUUGGGCUUGAAGAAGAAGUUGAGUGGCUUAAGAGGGACAAGAAUGUGCUGAUGCAGGAGCUUGUAAGGUUGAGGCAGCAGCAACAGACCACCGACAGUCAACUACAAGCAAUGGUUCAACGCCUUCAAGGUAUGGAACAACGUCAACAGCAGAUGAUGGCAUUCUUGGCCAAGGCUGUGAACAGUCCUGGAUUUCUUGCACAAAUUAUGCAGCAGCCAAAUGAUAGCAGUCGGCGUAUAGCAGAAGGCAACAAGAAGCGGAGACUUACUCAAGAUGGUUCUUCAGACGAUGGAGCUGUCAGCCAACAAGAUGGACAAAUUAUCAAGUACCAACCACUGAUUAAUGAGGCUGCGAAAGCUAUGCUUAGGCAGAUUAUGAAAGUAGAUUCUCCUUCAAUACUAGAAACCUUCAGCAACUCUGAUAGUUUCUUGAUUGGUGAUGGGUCAUCAAAUUCUCCAACAUUGGACUGUGGGAGUUCUUCAAACCGUGUUACAGGAGUGACACUUCAAGAAGUAUCCCCUGUAUCUGGGCCAUCGUUUGCCCCGUUAAGUUCUUCAAUUAGUGUUGGUUCUACUGCAACAACGUCUGAUAUUCAAUCACCAUGCAUUGGAGCACCUCCUGAAGCUGUGACUAAUCAAGCUUUAGGAGGGAACCCUCUUAUUGGCACUCAGGAAGCACCUUCUGUUAGCCUUCCAUCAACAGAAGCUAUGAUACCGGAGCUCUCUCAAAUGGUGCCCGAAACUAGUGCUGAUAUCCUGGGACCAGAAGUAAAUGGUAGCCUUUUCAUGGAUCCUGCAUCUUUGGCAGUGGGUGGCAAAAUUCCAUUCGACAUGGGUGGUGGGAUUCCCUCCGAUUCUCAUAUGGAAUGGGACGACACCUUACUGGAUGAGAUUCCAGAGCUUCCUGGAGUAAGCGAUCCCUUCUGGGAGAAGUUCCUUCAGAGCUCAUCUCCAGUUGAGACUGACUCCAGCACGAUUGAUGAUCUUCAAGAGGGAAUUGAAACACAGCAAUCAGCAAAUGGAUGGGACAAGGCCCAGCAUAUGGUGCAGCUUACAGAGCAGAUGGGGCUUCUUUCAUCAGAUGCCAUACAUAAUAGAUAAGUCAGGAAGAAAAAUGAAAUAAAGCCAUUGAAGAAUAUGAGGUAUGAAUCUCAGUGUCUGGAUAUGACACAGCAGUUGGAGCUUUUUUAAUUAGAAGUCAGGUUAGUUUACAUUUAUUAAGCGUAUGAUGUUUUUCCCCCGCAUAAUUCUAGUAAUGUUGUAAUCCUGAUAAGUUUGUCUUGGUUGCCAUCGCUGGUGGCCUAACUUUUAUAUUCAGAAGUUAAUAUGUUUUUCAUCA